AUGCGCCUCAGUUACCAUGAUAUUCAUUUCAUGCUUUUCCAAACAUCUACGUUAACUCUCAUGGUCAUGGCUUCGUCUACCACUACCAAACCCAUCACUACUCCUCCCACAUUCCAGCCCCACCGUCACCACCGUAAAAAAGGCAAGAUCAUCGUCAUCAUGGGUGCCAGCGGCACCGGAAAUUCCAGCCUAUCUAUAGAUCUCGACACCGGGUAUUUCCCUUCUGAAAUAAAAAAUUCGGAAAAAAUGCAAGUCUACAAGAGUCUUGUUCUCACCACCAACAAGAUUUAUCUGCAUGAACGUCAAAACAUUAUCCACCACCUUCUCGGCGAGUUCGACUGGCAGGACGGCGAGUUGACUCCCGUCGAGUUCUGCCACCUCGCUUACUUGACAGUCUUCGAUAUUAACUCCUGUAAAAUAACACCCUUUAUCGCCGGCGGCUUCAACUCCUUCAUUUAUGCAUUACUUGUCAAAGAGGAGCAUAAGCGUUAUCCAGCCCAAAAUUCUGUAUCAGCUGCCCAGCAAAUUCUUCUUCCUUCAGGUCUUUCUUUCUCUUUACUUGGCAAUUAA
Messenger RNA from Pistacia vera, 570 nucleotides. RefSeq names its product adenylate isopentenyltransferase-like. The transcript has a single exon. The record is from RefSeq and is a predicted model, not a curated record. Lineage: Eukaryota; Viridiplantae; Streptophyta; Magnoliopsida; Sapindales; Anacardiaceae. Gene Ontology annotation, cellular component: mitochondrion. Gene Ontology annotation, biological process: cytokinin biosynthetic process; tRNA modification. Gene Ontology annotation, molecular function: AMP dimethylallyltransferase activity; tRNA dimethylallyltransferase activity. Bases 1 to 570 code for a protein of 189 amino acids.